Messenger RNA from Papaver somniferum (opium poppy), 879 nucleotides. RefSeq lists its product as uncharacterized. The transcript is spliced from 3 exons. The record is from RefSeq and is a predicted model, not a curated record. NCBI's taxonomy places the organism in Eukaryota, Viridiplantae, Streptophyta, Magnoliopsida, Ranunculales, Papaveraceae. The coding region runs from base 1 to 879 and encodes 292 amino acids.
AUGAGGACAGAUCACAAGAAAACUCAAAAGGUCACCGCUGAAAGGAAUUGUGCAGUGAAAGAGAAGUUAUUAAAGACUGCAUGGAAAUGCAUAUCAUCUUGGAUGACUGAGAAUUCAGUGGCAUUUAAUACCGUUCGUUGCCCAAGUUUCAAAGAAAUGAUCUUUGCAAUUGGUGAUUAUGGGAAAGGUUCAGUAUUUUUGAAGUCUGUGGAUGCCUCAGAUAGAACCAAUGAUGCCGAUUUCAUUCGUAAGCUUGUAAAGGAGGUAAUUGCUGAUGUUGGUGCAGAAAAUGUGGUUCAGUUCAUUACUGAUAAUGGUUCUAACUUCAAAAAGGCAGGGAAGGACUUAAUGCUAGAAUACCCACAUAUAUUUUGGACUCCUUGUGGUGCUCAUUGUGUUCAGUUGAUGCUAGAAGAACUUGGUUCCAAGCUUCCAAGAAUCAAGACAGCCAUCAUACUAGGUAAGAGACUAGUUACAUAUAUUUAUGCUCAUUUUCAAGUAUUGAGCUUAAUGAGGGAGUUGACUGGUGCAAACUUACAUAGGUCUACAAAAACUAGAUUUGCAACUCAAUAUUACACACUAGAGAGUCUUCAAAAGUAUAAAACUCCUCUGCAAAUGGUGUUUGUGAAUGAUGGGUGGGUAAAAACUAGGUUUGCAAGAGAAAAUGUGGGAGUAAAUGCACUUAAAAUUGUUACAAAUAUCAAAUUUUGGGAAGAUGUCGAUUACUCUUGUAGGGUGCUAAAGCCUUUAGUUAAGGUAGUAAGAUUAGUGGAUAUCGAACGCAAACCUACAAUGCCUUCUUUUUAUGAGGCAAUGAGAAUAGCAAGGGAUCAACUUGAGAAGAAUUUGGCUGAAGAUAAUGAUACUUGGCUCAUUUGA